Molecule: messenger RNA, 1232 nt
Organism: Helianthus annuus (common sunflower)
Lineage: Eukaryota; Viridiplantae; Streptophyta; Magnoliopsida; Asterales; Asteraceae
Product: putative F-box protein PP2-B12
Exons: 3
Coding region: 157-1062 (301 amino acids)
Molecular function (GO): protein binding
Source: RefSeq, a predicted model, not a curated record
CCAUCGGCAACCGCUUUUAACUCUUUCCUCGUCAACUUUCGUAUAAAAGCCAGCCCCUUUUCCUUAACACCCACCAUAUUCUUCACCCUUAAGCUAUCUCUCUCACAUCUAUAAAAUUCCCCACAACCACAAUUAACCGUUGCAAUCAAAUUAAAAAUGGAGAAAAGUGAAGAAAUUGAUGGUAAUUUUUUUGAGUCGUUACCCGAAGGGUUUAUAGCGAACGCUAUGGCCCGUACGAGCCCUAAGGAUGUGUGUACGUUGUCGUUGGUGUGUACGUUGUUCAAAUCGGCUGCGGGAUGGGACGCUGUUUGGGAGAAGUUUCUGCCGCCGGAUUAUCAGAAGAUUGUUGCGGCGGCAGACGGUUGUUCGAAGAAGGAGGUUUAUCUACGCCUUUGUGAUUAUCCGGUUCUUAUUGAUGCUGGAAAUAAGAGCUUCUGGUUACAUAAAUUGAGUGGAAAAAAAUGUUACAUGUUGGCUGCACGAGACCUCUCGAUCAUUUGGGGCGAUACCCCGAGGUACUGGAGAUGGAUUUCUAUCCCCGAAUCAAGGUUUGCUGAGGUGGCCGAACUUGUUAGUGUAUGUUGGCUCGAAGUUCGUGGUAGAAUCGAUACUUCCCUGCUGUCAUCCGACACUCGAUAUGCCGCUUACCUUGUGUUUAAAUCGGCACCACACACUUAUGGAUUUGAAUACCAUCCUGUUGAAGUUUCAGUCGGUUUAAUUGGUGCUGAGAAUCAAACCGAGAGUCAGAUCAAAACGGUUUUUCUUGAACCGGAAGCGUCCGAAAGGUACAGACACGGUGAGUAUGAGCGGUCACUGCCGGGAAGAAGACGGAUGGGGGUGUUUAGCCGUUUGAGAGGGUUAGCUAGCCGAGCUAAUGCAACCCCACCUCAAAUUGGCCCGAAACGCCGACAAGACGGGUGGCUUGAGAUAGAAUUGGGCGAGUUUUAUAAUGGGAAGGGUCAAGAUGGGGAGGUUUAUAUGAGCAUGAUGGAAGUGAAAGGAGGGAACUGGAAGGGUGGUAUAAUCAUUCAAGGGAUUGAAAUUAGGCCAAAGGCAAGUUAAAUAUUUCUUUUUCUUCUUGUUAACAAUGAUUGAUGGUUCUAGUCUUGUACUUAUGAUAUGAUCGUUGUUGUCCUGUCCGUAUCACGCUUAAUUGCAUCGAUCUUGGACCCCACCGUACACUUCUGUUAGUUGAGAUGCGAAAUGACAAUUUUACUCUUUCUUUUUACCCA